Messenger RNA from Penicillium longicatenatum, 1758 nucleotides. RefSeq lists its product as uncharacterized. Gene Ontology annotation, molecular function: transmembrane transporter activity. Lineage: Eukaryota; Fungi; Ascomycota; Eurotiomycetes; Eurotiales; Aspergillaceae. The record is from RefSeq and is a predicted model, not a curated record. Gene Ontology annotation, cellular component: membrane. The transcript is spliced from 4 exons. Gene Ontology annotation, biological process: transmembrane transport. Bases 1 to 1758 code for a protein of 585 amino acids.
AUGGCGUUUCAUCUCCCCCCGUCCGCUGCGGGGAACGCGCCCUCCUCCGAUUCCAGCACGUCCUCGAAUGCGCAAUAUACGCCUGUCUCCAAGGGAUCUGAAGGUGACGAAUACUCCGAUUCUAUUAAUAGACCGAAGCCAUCGCCUGUUGGGCAGUUGCGACUCCAGACUGAUUUUGGGGGCACAGAGGGUGACGUUGGGGAUCCUGUUUCCGACAUCGAGGACGGGGAUGAAUUUGAACCUAGGGGCGAAUUGAAGGGGAAAAGGACACGCGGACCGAAGUAUACUUUAAAGGAUGAAAAGGAGGUGGUAAGGAUCUUUGAUAAGAGACUUGUACCCUUUCUCGCUUUUUUGUAUCUCCUUGCUUUCUUGGACCGAUCCAACAUCGGGAAUGCCAGGAUAGCCGGGCUUCAAGAAGAUCUGCAACUCUCCUCUUCGCAGUAUGAAUGGCUGCUGACCGCGUUCUACAUCACAUAUAUCCUUUUCGAAUGGAUGACACUGAUGUACCGUGUCGUUCCACCACACAUUUACAUCUCUCUCUGUGUUGGUGGCUGGGGUCUGGUAGCCUCGUUCCAAUGUCUUGCAACCUCAUUUGGGGGCCUGGUCGUACUCCGCCUCUUGCUCGGUAUCACAGAAGCUGCAUUCGGUCCUGGCGUGCCAUUCUAUUUGUCGCUAUUCUACCGACGUGAUGAGUUGGCUUUCAGAAAUGGGCUUUUCAUUUCAGCUGCACCGCUAGCAACCACUAUUGCUAGCAGUCUCGCCUGGGUGAUUGUGAAACUUAGUAGCGAUGGACCUAUCUCCCCAUGGCGUACCCUUUUCUUGGUAGAAGGGUUUCCAAGCGUGGUUGUUGCGGUCUUUGCUUGGGUCCUGAUUCCUGAUUCCCCCGGUAAAGCCCGAUUCCUUACCCGCCGACAACGUGCCGUGGCUCAACGGCGACUGGAAGAGAAUAAUACCAAAUCGAACUUCGAGCAAUCGCAGGAACAGGGCUUCAACUGGCGUGAGAUUUUGAAGACAGCUUCCGAUCCCAAGGCUUACAUGGCAGCUUUUAUGUUCUUUAGCUGUAAUGUUGCCUUUAGCUCCAUGCCAGUGUUCCUCCCCACCAUUAUCAAAGACAUGGGCUUCUCCUCCCUCUCUGCACAGGCCCUCUCAGCUCCACCCUACUUGAUAGCCUUCGUCGUCGUCCUAGUAACAGCCUGGGCUUCAGACCGCACCCGCACCCGCAGCUCAUACCUAAUCGCACAUGCACUGAUCUCAUCCCUUUCAUACGCCGCCAUCGCCGCAGCAGGGUAUUUCCACACCCACCUUUCUCCCACCCUACACACAUUCAUCCGCUACGUCUGCGUCUAUCCCGCCAUAUCUGGUUUCUUUUCCGCAAUCACACUGAUCAUCACCUGGUCAAUGGAUAACCGAGUUGAGAAAGAAGGCAAGGGAGCGAGCAUCGCCAUCUUAAAUAUCAUUGGGCAGUGUGGUCCUCUUCUGGGUACGAGACUGUACCCCGAGGCGGAUGGGCCGUGGUACGCACGGGGAAUGGCGGUUUGUUCCGUUUUUAUGGUGCUGGUCGCCAUCCUUGCGAUUGCUCUAAGAAUGCUUUUGCAGAGAGCUAAUAGGGCUUCUGCUGGUGGGCCGCUGUUUGAUUCCUCUCAGGCUAGUGGGUCUGGGGCUGGUCAUGGAGAGGAGCGGGAUGAGCUUAUGGGUGGUGGGCGAAGAGAGGACUUGGAGUGUGAUACUGGGGAUCAGAAGUUUAUUUACAUCAUUUAG